UGUGGGUGGACCGCCGCUCCUCGACUCAGGGAACGGUCGAGGACAAUGAUGAGGGCCUUUGAUCAUGCCCCGAAGGGACAAAACACGGUGGAGGUAAUAGGAAGGAGGGAGGAGAAUCCCUCAAGGCUGUUGUAAUAUCGCUCCCUCCCCUUCGUUUUCUCUCCUUCUCCCUCCCUCCCAUCCUUCCCUGCCUGGGUUAUUCUCUCCCCUUGCUCCUUUCCAGAAUUCCGACAUUCCAGCCCUCCGUUUUUGUUCCAGUAAUAGCGGUUGUGUGAAGUGACCUGCUGCCCCGUAUAAUCUGGCGGAACUUGUGAAGAUGUCCACGUCGAAAGACAUCCGGGGGGACGAUGAUGCCCAGUUGGCAGCCAUGGGCCAUCGGGCCGAAUUGAAUCGCAAUUUCUCGAUGCUGUCGAUGUUAGGUCUUGCAUUCGCCAUUCUGAAUUCAUGGACCGCGCUGUCUGCCAGUUUGAACCUGAGUUUGCCGUCCGGAGGUUGCGUAAGCGUUGUCUGGGGUUUGGUAACAGCAGGUAUCUGUAACCUUUCCACUGCCGUUUCCCUCGCCGAAUUUCUUUCAGCCUACCCUACGGCUGGUGGACAAUAUCAUUGGGUCGCAGUCGCUUGGGAAAAAUGGAUGCCAAUCUUGUCUUGGAUAACCGGUUGGGCCAAUGUUUCUGGCUGGCUCGCUUUGACCGCCACCGGUGGAUUGCUGGGCAGUGAACUUAUUCUUGGGGUCAUUACUAUCAUGCAUCCGACCUAUGAGUCCCAGCGUUGGCAUCAAUUUUUGAUUUACAUUGCGUAUAACAUCAUGGCCUUCUUGAUCAACUCACUCAUGAACAACGGACUGCCCCUCGUCACUAAAAGUGCCUUCAUCUGGUCUCUUUCUGGAUUCACUAUCAUCUGCAUCACUUUGCUUUCGUGUUCAUCGCCUGAUUUCAAUUCUGGAGAGUUCGUCUUUGGUAAAUUUAUCAACCAGACAGGCUGGCCGGACGGCAUUGCUUGGUUGCUUGGCCUGCUUCAAGGAGGGCUCGGUCUUACAGGAUUUUUGCAAAAGGAUGGUGUUGCACACAUGAUCGAAGAAAUCCCCAACCCCUCCGUGGUAGGCCCCAAAAUUAUGAUAGGAUGUGUCCUCAUCGGAACCGGAACCGGAUUGGUAUUUUUGAUUGUGCUGCUCUUCGUCGCUGGUGAUAUCUAUGCGAUUAUCGAUUCUGCCGCCGGACCGCUGGCGCAAAUUUUCAAGCAUGUCACGAACAACAAUGCUGGAGCCAUUUGCCUUUUAAUCUUCCCUCUGGUUUGUAUGCUUUUUGCUGCCACAACCAUUAUGGCAACUAGCAGUCGUAUGGUCUACGCUUUUGCCAGAGAUGGCGGUCUUCCAGCUUCACCCUUCUUCAGCAAGGUUCACCCGAAACUCAAGGUACCCUUGAAUGCCUUGUAUCUGACAAAUGUUCUUGUUAUUAUUUUCGGAUGCAUUUUCCUUGGAUCCUCUAGUGCAUUCAACGCUAUUGUGUCCUCGUCCGUGGUGAUGCUGGAUAUUGCAUAUGGAAUUCCAAUUGCAAUCAACUGCAUGCGUGGCCGGAACAUGCUCCCUGAGCGACACUUUGUGCUUCCGAGUAUUGUCGGUUGGAUUGCCAAUAUGAUUUCUUUGGCCUACAUCUCUCUUACCACCGUGCUCUUCCUCUUCCCACCCGAGCUUCCUGUUUCCGGCAGCAACAUGAACUACUGUGUCGCUGCAUUUGGUAUCAUCUUGAUCAUUUCGACAUUCCAGUGGAUUGUUGACGGUCGCAAAAACUUCACCGGUCCACGCGCAGAUGUGGAUGUUAUCGCCGGUGAGGUGGCUGGAGGCGAAUACUACGGCGAAAACAAAGGUGGACAAGAUGAGCAGCAUGAAGGUCAAGAUAGGAAAUGA
This is a messenger RNA of Aspergillus steynii IBT 23096, 1903 nucleotides long. RefSeq names its product GABA permease GabA. The record is from RefSeq and is a predicted model, not a curated record. Lineage: Eukaryota; Fungi; Ascomycota; Eurotiomycetes; Eurotiales; Aspergillaceae. Gene Ontology annotation, biological process: transmembrane transport; amino acid transport. Gene Ontology annotation, cellular component: membrane. The transcript has 18 exons. Bases 317 to 1903 code for a protein of 528 amino acids. Gene Ontology annotation, molecular function: transmembrane transporter activity.